Messenger RNA from Mytilus trossulus (common blue mussel), 1557 nucleotides. RefSeq names its product glycine N-acyltransferase-like. Lineage: Eukaryota; Metazoa; Mollusca; Bivalvia; Mytilida; Mytilidae. The record is from RefSeq and is a predicted model, not a curated record. Gene Ontology annotation, molecular function: glycine N-acyltransferase activity. Bases 278 to 1231 code for a protein of 317 amino acids. Gene Ontology annotation, cellular component: mitochondrion. The transcript has 5 exons.
ACAGGACUCGGAAAGGAUAGUAAAAGCAAAGUUAUCUGGUUUAAACAGGGUCUAUCAAUGGGUCAAGUUUACGUUACAGUACAGUGACCGAAUUGUUAAAUCUGGCCACUAACAGAACAUGGCAAGGACAUGUGAUCGUCUUAAAAAAUACUACCUGGUCCAUUGAAGAUCAAAUAUUGGUCACGUGAAAACAGGUAAAAAUAUAUACAAAUACAUUGGUAUACCUUUACGUCAGGUAUAAUCGACAUACUAUACAUGUGUAUUGCAUGAAGGAAUUAUGAUUUAUCAAAUAUUAAAUGAAAAUGAAGUUGUGGAAUUAGAAAAAGAACUGAAGAAAACAUUACCAGGUACAGCAAAGAUUUAUUACGUUAUAAGAAGUUUUGUCAAUGGUAAUUUGCAAGGUUAUGAAGUACUGGUAGACAACUGGCCAUCGUGGUCAUGUAUUAUACUUCGGCCACAUUCAGAAAAACAGGUACCUAGAUAUUUUAGUCAUACUUAUAUGUGUCAUUCGAAAAGUGUAACAGCGUUGAAAUACUUCAUUCAGAGACCAGGAGUUAUAAACUGGGAGGAACCCGUUACUUUUACAGGUGUACCAAAUGAUAUUAUACCUGUUAUCACAGAACUGAGUCGAAAACAUGGCGCCACUGUAUCAUCUAAGGAAUCCAGAUUUAUGUAUUGUUGGACCAAACCAGAACCCCCUCCUCUACCUCAAAUACCAGAUGAUAUAUGUCUAGGAACAUUAGAACAAAAACACGUAGAAACAAUGAAGGAGGACUGGGAAUCUACACGAUACAGGGAAGGUUUAGAGGGAUAUUUCUCUGGUGUUGUACAAAACUUUGACAGUAGUUGUGUAACUGAUAAAGAAGGGAAUCUCUUAGCCUAUAUAUGUAUGCAAUAUAAUGGCGCCAUGGCUAUGUUGUAUAUAAGACCAGAAUACAGACAGUGUGGAUAUUUUAAUAUACUUCUUAGUGACCUUACUCGCAAACGCCUCGCAAAAACAGAAGUGGCGUAUGCAUUCAUUCCUGUUCAAGAUACGCAACUCAUAAAACUAGCUCGGGAAUUUGGAUUUGAAUGGGUGCCAGAAGGAAAUAUGACUUGGAUUAGAUACAAUCCUCCAGCUCAACCAAACCGUCUUUCAAAUGUUACCAAAUCCGUAGAAGCCAAAUCUAGCAACUUGGAGGAUUGUUUGAAUCAUUUUAAAAUCAACGCCAUUCCUCUAACUACUUUGUGAUAACAACACGGAAUCGUUGUAGGCACAGUUAGUAUGGAUAAGGAGAAUAACAAAAAUCAAAUCAUUUUCAAUUCAUAAAAAAAGAAAAAUCCUAGCUAUGCAUCUACAGAAGAGUUUCUAGUUUUGAAUUCAUCAUACAGCAUAUAUUUAUUGCAAAAUCAAAUGACUCGCUAUAAACUUGGAUAAACAAGCUAAUCAUUUUGGUUUUUAUUUGUUAUUGUUUAUUGUUGUUAUUUAUUUCCAUAUCGUGUUCAUUGUUACUUACAAAUAAAGUAAUCAUAAGUUGUAAUAACUUAAAUAAAUUAAAAAGAUGGUGCAUAGAUGAU